UAGGUGGAACUAACACCCGUCUUUGGCCUGUUUUAUGACUCGAUUCAUAUUAUUUCCGGAUCCCUUGAGUGUCAAAAACCAUGUUCGUUGCUCUCUGCCUCAUCUCUUGUACACUAUCAAUAUAUUGCUGUCAGCCUUACCAAGAAAUAACUGAUAUUAUCGAAAGUGACCAGCCGCCGCAAUCAGCAGUGAUAUUUCUUCAUGGAACUGGCGAGAGCGGCCGACUGAUGAGGGAGACCGUGGAAAGUCAUAUCGGCAGUUUGGCUCAGUAUCCAUCCAUCCGUUUUAUCUUCCCUACGGCAAAAGCUGUCCAGUUUCAUCCUUUCCCCUGGAAUGGACAGAUAACAACGUCAUGGAUCGCUGCCAAUAAAGCCGCUAUUGACUGCGAAGUGAACUACGAAGUUUUAGACAGUUCAGCAGGUAUGAUAGAAAAAUGGAUUCAAGAUCAGGUUCAAUCAGGAAUUCCACAAGAGCGUAUUUGCGUUGUUGGCUACUCUAACGGAGGGAUAAUGUCUCUCAUUUAUGGAUAUGAAUAUGCUAAAAAACUUGGCUGCGUAGGAGCUAUAGCAGGUUUUCUACCAAGAAAAACUUAUCUCAGUCUGAACGUUUCCAGUGGAGAAAAUCAAAUUAAAAGAGAACUGUCGCCUCUUUACUUAACUGGAGCAGAGUAUGACUUUAUAGUUGCUCCAUCAUGGGUUAAGGAAACAGCGGAAUUCUACAAAUCGAUGGGUGUGCAAGUCGUCUACAAUCAUCAGCCAACAAAAUCACACUUCAUCAACACGGAAGCACUAGACGGACUCUUCAAAUUCAUUGUACAGACUAUUACAUGAAAGCGAAUAAUAAAUAAUUUAUAUGUAUUAUAGGUAAUUCCAGUAAUAUCUUAGUAGUAAAUAGGUGUGUUAAAUAGUUAUUAUGCUAUGCAUCUACCCCAUAUAAUCUAGAAAGAUACAUUUAUUCGUAUUACAAUCAGAUACGUUUACUUCUUGAUGAACAAAGAUAAAACUCCACAGCUAUGUAACGGAGUGAUUGUUCCAACUCAUUUAUCUGUUUUAAACUUUAGCAAUUUUAUAACUUGUACCAUACAAUAGUAGUAAUUGAGUUUGACAACCCAGA
Messenger RNA from Nezara viridula (southern green stink bug), 1113 nucleotides. The record is from the annotation of a GenBank genome assembly. NCBI's taxonomy places the organism in Eukaryota, Metazoa, Arthropoda, Insecta, Hemiptera, Pentatomidae.